GCGGGCGGGGGGGACGGUCCCGCCGCCGCCAUGAGCAGCAGCGCGGGCCCCGCGACGCGGCUCUGCCGCCUGGAGCGGGGACCGGAUGGCUACGGCUUCCACCUGCACGGCGAGAAGGGCAAGCCGGGCCAGUUCAUCCGGCUGGUGGAGGCGGGUUCACCGGCCGAGCGCUCGGGGCUGCGGGCCGGCGACCGGCUGCUGGAGGUGGACGGCGAGAACGUGGAGCGGGAGAGCCACCAGCAGGUGGUGGAGCGAAUCCGUGCCGCCGCCGGGGUUGUCAGCCUCCUCGUCGUGGACCCGGUGGCCGACGAGCAGCUGCAGAAGCAGGGAGGGGCGGGUAUCGAGCCCCCCGUGGCCCCGGAGCCGGCGGAGCCCGUCGCGGCGCGGGAACCCAGCGGCGGCCGGCGGGAGGAGCUGCGCCCAAGGCUGUGCCACAUGAAGAAGGGCCCCAAUGGCUACGGCUUCAACCUGCACAGCGACAAGAGCCGCCCGGGGCAGUACGUCCGCGCCAUCGACCCCGACUCGCCAGCCGAGGCAGCAGGGCUGGCCCCCCAGGACCGAAUCAUCCAGGUCAAUGGGGUGUGCAUGGAGGGCAAGCAGCACGCUGAUGUGGUGGCAGCCAUUAAGGCAGGUGGCGACGAGACUACACUGCUGGUGGUGGAUGUCCUCACAGAUGAGUUCUUCAAGAAGUGCAAGGUGGUGCCCUCAGAGGAACACCUGACAGGUCCCUUGCCAGAACCAGUUGCCAAUGGCGAUAUCGAGAAGGAAAACGGCGGAGAGUUGAGGUCCAACUCGGUGUCUGAGAGCCCGUCCAGUCCUACACCACUGGCCAUGUCCCCCGUCUCCAGCGACACUCACAGCAAGGCUGACACACAGGAGGGUGACAAGCGCCAUUCAGCACCCGGCUCCCUCCUGGACCUCGACAUCCCGCUGGCAGUGGCCAAGGAGCGGGCGCACCAGAAGCGCACCAGCAAGCGAGCACCCCAGAUGGACUGGAGCAAGAAAAAUGAACUGUUCAGUAACCUGUGAAGGACCCAGGGGGGGGAGAGAGGGUCCACCAGCCCCCCCUGGCCUCACACCCACUUCUCCUGCAUCCCCCUCCUCCCCACUGUGGGCCCCUGCUGGGGAUGUGGGGCUGCUCCCCAAGGGUGUGGGGCUCAGUGGCCAGUGAACAUCACCAUAGUGGGGGCCCAGGUGGUGGUUUUAGGCUAGAAAGAGCUGGGGUGGUGCUGGGGUCUGACCUCCUUGAGCCUGUCCCCAGGGUGCUCCUGCAGCCCUGCCUUGAAGACCUGCACACCCCAGUAGGCAGAAGCUGGGGUUUGGGGAGGAUUGGCUAUUUGAGGUGGUCCAAUGACCAACACUUCUGAUCCCUGCUGUUCCCUGCUUCUUCCCCCACCCCAAAACCCAUCUCUUUUUGAGUCCCACCCCGACUGCCCUUUAACUGCAAAACUCAAGGCUUUUAGUUACUUUUAGCAAAACCCCACCUGCCCAGCCACCAACCACAGGGAUUCCUCCCCAGGGUGUUUGUCCCUGCCUGGCAAGCUCCGUCCAUGAUGACCCUGUCCGUCCCUUCACCUCCCUGGGUCCCAGUGCAAGGAGGGACACAGGUGCCUCACACAGCAGGGACUCCCCAGCACCCUGCCCCUGGGGCUGUUGUGGGAGAGGAGAGGGUGUCUGGAGCCAGCACAGCAAGCAAUAAUUAUCUCCUUUGCUCCCACUCACUCCUGCAGACAGAGCCGAUCAGGGUUUGAAUCCGACACUGUUUAAUUUAAAGGUUUCUCAAUAGACUGUUGUUUUUUUCCAAAAUAAGAGUUUUCCAAUCACACUGUUUAUAUUUUUUUUAAUGUAUUUUGUGGAAAUUCUUCCUGUGGAUGUUUUGUGUUUUGCAAUUGGGUGUUGUCAUACUGUCCAGCUCAAGAGAAAUUCUGUUUACUGGAAUAAACCUUCCUGACUUCA
Apus apus (common swift) is the source of this 1956-nucleotide messenger RNA. RefSeq names its product NHERF family PDZ scaffold protein 1 (gene NHERF1). NCBI's taxonomy places the organism in Eukaryota, Metazoa, Chordata, Aves, Apodiformes, Apodidae. Gene Ontology annotation, biological process: protein localization to plasma membrane. The coding region runs from base 31 to 1029 and encodes 332 amino acids. The transcript has 6 exons. The record is from RefSeq and is a predicted model, not a curated record. Gene Ontology annotation, molecular function: protein-membrane adaptor activity; signaling receptor binding. Gene Ontology annotation, cellular component: apical plasma membrane.